Messenger RNA from Didymodactylos carnosus, 1188 nucleotides. The record is from the annotation of a GenBank genome assembly. Lineage: Eukaryota; Metazoa; Rotifera; Eurotatoria; Philodinida; Philodinidae.
AUGGCAUCUACUUCAUCAUCAUCAUCAUCAUCUUCAAUUUUAUUAUCUUUAUUUGAAUUACCCAAUCCAGUUGUUAUUAACAUUAUUCAACAUUUAACUGUUUUUGAUUAUUUUCGUCUAUUUGGUUCUUCCAUUUCUAAAAAUCAAUUACCAUCGUAUAUUCUCAAUGAUCCUCUUCUAUGGUCCGAUGUUGAUCUAUCACAAUGUCAAUUAUUACCCUAUGAUAUUUAUCAAUUAUUUAAAUUUUAUAUACAACAAAAUUGUUCUCAUGUACAAAAAUUAGCUUUCACUUUACCAUCAACAAAUAAAGUUGGUAUUGAUCGUGCUGAAUGUUUUGAUUUUAAAUUAUUUACAAAACUUAAAAAAAUAAAAAUAUUUACACAUGAUCAACCUUAUAUAUGUCAAGAUGCUGAUGAAGAUAAAAAAACUCAUGAUGAAAAUCGUAUUGAAAUAUUAAAUAAUUAUUAUUUAAAAAUGAUUUGUGCACAAUGUCAACAAUUAACAAAUAUUCAAAUAUACAGUUUUGAUGAAACAUACAAUGUCGGUGAAUUAAAAUUAGAAUGUAUUCCACAAUUAAAUUCCGUUUCAUUUAUUGGUUAUGGUAUUUAUGAAAAUUUUCAAACCUAUGAUUUAUUAAAAACAAAAUUAACACGUUUAGAACUUGGUCGUUUAUCUAUGUAUGGUAUUAUAUCACAAAUAUUUCAAUCAUGUUUAUUAGAAUUAAAAUCACUUGUAUAUUUUAAAUGUAAAAUUGAUUUUAUCGAUGAUGACGAUGAUGAUGAUUCAUCAGUAGAUAAUUUAACAGAUUUUACUCAAUUUUUAUCUAAAUUAAAAUAUAUUAAAGAAGUAUAUAUUGACUUUUAUUUUAAUGUAACAUUACCUCAAUUAUCAGGUGCAAAUAAACACAUUAAUUUAAUUGUUUUUUAUCAAAAAAUUGGUGAAAAAUUGUAUCUUAAUAGUGAAUAUUAUUUAGAAGAGAAUAGAGGCGAAAAAUAUGUAUUUAAUCGACAUAUGUUAAAUUUAAAAGAUUCAAAACAAAAUGUAAAACAAUAUUUAUAUAAAUAUAUUCUGUGUAAUAAAUAUCUCAUGACAAAAGAUGAACUUGUCGAAACAACAUGGUCUGAUUUAUGUUGGCAAAUACAACUUUUAAAAACAAAUGUUGAUUUACAAGAUAUCAAUGGUAGAUGA